This is a messenger RNA of Harpia harpyja (harpy eagle), 783 nucleotides long. RefSeq names its product inosine triphosphatase (gene ITPA). The transcript has 8 exons. Gene Ontology annotation, biological process: nucleoside triphosphate catabolic process. Gene Ontology annotation, molecular function: nucleoside triphosphate diphosphatase activity. NCBI's taxonomy places the organism in Eukaryota, Metazoa, Chordata, Aves, Accipitriformes, Accipitridae. Bases 71 to 676 code for a protein of 201 amino acids. Gene Ontology annotation, cellular component: cytoplasm. The record is from RefSeq and is a predicted model, not a curated record.
UGGGCGCCGUGCCGCCGCCGGCGGUGAUUGGCGGCUGAGCGCGCAGGCGCGGGCGCCGCGCGGGGUGAGGAUGGCGGCGCCGGCCCGGCGGAGCGUGGUGUUCGUGACGGGCAACGUCAAGAAGCUGGAGGAGGUCACUCAGAUCCUCGGGGACUCCUUUCCCUACACGCUGGUGGCGAAGAAAAUUGACCUGCCGGAGUACCAGGGGGAGCCGGACGAGAUCUCCGUGCAGAAGUGCCGCGAAGCCGCCCGGCAGGUUCAAGGAGCUGUUAUAGUAGAGGAUACCUGCUUGUGCUUCAAUGCCCUGGGGGGGCUUCCAGGACCCUACAUAAAAUGGUUCCUGGAAAAACUCAAACCAGAAGGCCUGUACAAGCUGCUGGCUGGGUUUGAAGACAAAUCUGCCUACGCUCUCUGUACCUUUGCAUUCAGUACUGGAAACCCAGAGGAGCCGGUGAAGCUGUUCAAAGGCCAGACUCAUGGGCUGAUAGUGGAGCCCAGAGGCCCUCGAGAUUUUGGCUGGGAUCCCUGCUUUCAGCCAGAUGGCUACAGCCAAACCUACGCCGAACUCCCCAAGGCAGUGAAGAACUCGAUCUCGCACCGUUACCGAGCACUGAGCGAGCUCUCUGCCUUUUUUCUUCAGAGCAACUCGACAGAGCCCCGCUCCAGUCCCAGCUAGCCCCCCCCCCCGGGCUGCUGGCUCCUUGGCUUGUCCGUGUCGCACCCGGCCCCGGGAGAGCUCUGCUCUGCUGCGGGCUGCCAUUAAAGCUGCUCCUUUCGAAGCCA